Messenger RNA from Porites lobata, 1621 nucleotides. NCBI's taxonomy places the organism in Eukaryota, Metazoa, Cnidaria, Anthozoa, Scleractinia, Poritidae. The record is from the annotation of a GenBank genome assembly.
AUGACCGGACGAGGAAAAGGUAAAGCCCAGGGCACCAAGUCAAAGACUCGUUCUUCCAGGGCAGGUCUACAGUUUCCUGUUGGUCGCAUCCAUCGCCUUCUUCGUAAAGGCAACUACGCUGAACGCGUCGGAGCCGGUGCUCCCGUGUACUUGGCUGCCGUACUUGAGUAUCUGAGUGCUGAGAUCCUCGAGUUAGCAGGAAACGCAGCACGCGACAACAAGAAGUCAAGAAUCAUUCCUCGUCACCUCCAGUUGGCUGUGCGAAAUGACGAAGAAUUAAACAAACUCCUUGCCGGUGUCACCAUCGCUCAAGGCGGUGUUCUUCCCAACAUUCAGGCAGUAUUACUACCUAAAAAGACAGAGAAGAAACAACACUAAGCGACGGCAACAACCAUAAAUACAAACGGCUCUUUUUAGGAGCCACCAAGUCUAGAAUAAAGUCAUGACCAAUCACGAUAUAAAUUUGUAAUCUACCCCCAAAUAGUAUUCGCCGUCUAAGUUUGGGGUUAAUAACUCGAUCGAUACUUAGCCACAAAUAAUUAUGUCUCGCGGAAACUCGCUAUUUCUAUUUGUUUUUUUUGAUGGUUCCAUGUUGCUAGUUUUGUUCAUAAAUGCGUAUACCAAAGCAUAUUUAGCGCUAUUUCGGCUAUCGCAUGUAAGAAACAAACAACAGCAACCACAGCAUUGCUUGAAAACUGAAACCAGUCUUAGGUCAGUUUAGCUCGGUGUAACAUGAAUUUAAAGACUGAUGUGAUUAUAUCAUGAAAGUUGAAAUUGCGUUUGCUUUCUAUGCAGGUUUCAUUCGCGCUGUUUCCAACAGGUUUUUAUACGAACUUCGAGGUACAUACCAAGCGACAAUCGAACAACUUUCUGCUCUUUUUAAACGAGUACACAAUUAAUCGCAUUCCUACCAACCGGGAACAAACAUUGCUGCUACUACUGAGCUUGAAAUGUUGUUUUCUUUGCCUAAAAAUUACAAGAGAUCGUCGUGAUUUCCUUCGGUACACAAGCUGUUUACGUAAAAUAAACUAACACAGUUAUAAACCGUCGUCGGUAACGACACAAACCAGCUUGCUCUCUUAAUUCUGCCACAACAACAACGUACAACAACAGUUUAUUCACUAACUAAUUAAAGACAAAAGCUUUACAGUAUUGUAUGCCCCGCAAAGAGCUAUGAGGCUAAUCUAGACGGGAAAAAAAAUAAUUUCCCUGUAUAAGUAACGACUGCGCUGCUGUAAAGUCACUAAAAAGAAGAAAAAACUGGCGUGGACGCACCCAGUAAAUAAAGCGCUGAAUCGAUUUCAGGUGUAUGUUGACUUGUUGAUAUGUAUAUAAACCUUCAGCAAUGAUCGUAAUGAAAACAAAUUCUCUUAUCACGUAUUGGUCAGAGCUUUUCAUACAUUUGUUGGCUCCUAAAAGAGCCGUUGGUUUAAGUGUUGAUCAGGGAUUACAGUGUAUUCUAACCCCCAAAACCGUACAGAGUACGUCCUUGUCGUUUCAGAGCGUAUACUACGUCCAUGGCUGUAACGGUCUUACGCUUGGCGUGCUCGGUGGUCACGUCACGGCAUCGCGGAUAACGUUCUCAAGGAAAACUUUCAGAACACCGCGUGUCUCCUCGUAG